GUUAAGUCGAAAAAUAAAUAAUUUUAUAAAGUGUGUCAGUUCAUCCCUAACCAUGCUGCUAACACUCGCCCUGCUGGGGCUGGUCCUGGCCUUGGCCUACAAUUUCUAUCAGAAUAUCUACACCUAUUGGACCCGGAAGGGGGUCUUACAUGAGACCCCUCUGCCGCUGUUCGGAAACAUGAAGGGAGUCGGAAUCAAGUACCAUAUGCGGGACAUCAACCAAAGGAUUUACGACAAGUUCAAGGGAAAGGCUCCCUUUGCGGGAAUGUUUAUGUUCUUCAGGCGCACCGCCAUGAUUAUUGAUCCGGAUCUCAUCAAGCAGGUGCUGAUCAAGGACUUUCAUUACUUCCAAGAUCGUGGCGGCUUUAACAGUAGCCGUGACGAUCCCCUGACUGCUCACCUGUUGACUUUGGAGGGCGAGGAGUGGAAGUCAAUGCGCCAAAAGCUAACACCUGUGUUCAGUUCCGGCAAGAUCAAGAAGAUGUCCGGAGUGGUCGUGGAGGUGGGUCACCAACUAAUCGAUGCCAUGGAUCAGUGCGUUAGGGAGGCAGCCGUCGAGGAUGGCGAUGUGGAAAUCAAGGACCUCUGCGCCCGCUUCACAACAGAUGUGAUUGGAUCCUGCGCUUUCGGACUGGAGUGCUACAGCCUGAAGGAUCCCAAUGCCGAGUUUCGGAGCAUGGGUCGCAAGAUCUUCGAGAAGCCACGCCACUCGAUGCUGGUAAACAUAUUCAUUAUGACCAAUGCUAACUUGGCCAAAAAGCUGCGAAUGAAAAUAUUAUCCGAUGAAGUAACCCAGUUCUUCUUGUCGGCUGUAGAGAACACAGUCGACUAUCGCCUAAAGAAUGGCGUAAAGCGAAACGAUUUCAUCGAUCAGUUGAUCGAGCUGCGGGCCGAGGACCAGGAAGCGGCCAAAAAGGGCAUAGGCAUUGAUCUUUCCAAGGGAUUGACCCUGGAGCAAAUGGCUGCCCAGUCCUUUGUGUUCUUCUUUGCUGGAUUCGAGACCUCUUCGAGCACGAUGUCCUUCUGCCUGUACGAGCUAGCUCUGCAGCAGGACAUCCAGGAUAGACUGAGGGAGGAGAUUGAAACUGUUCUCAGUGGAGGCGAGCUUACGUAUGAUGCUAUAGCUGAGAUGACGUAUCUGGAUCAGGUUGUUUCUGAAACUCUUCGCAAGUAUCCCAUAGUUUCAGCCCUUUUCCGCAUUGCACACGACAACUACAAGGUUCCCCACACGAACCACGUCCUUGAGAAGGGAACCACGGUGCUGAUUCCCGUGCACAAUAUACAUCGCGAUGCCAAUAUAUAUCCGGAGCCGGAUAAGUUCGAUCCCAGUCGCUUUGAGCCGGAGGAAAUCAAGGCUCGUCAUCCAUUCUCCUAUCUGCCCUUUGGUGACGGUCCCCGAAAUUGCAUUGGCUUGAGGUUUGGAAAAAUGCAAACCAAGAUCGGCAUCGUCUCCUUGUUGCGGCGCUUCAAGUUCAGUAUCUCAAAAAGGACAGAGGUUCCCCUGGUCCUGGACAUUCGCAGCAACACUCUGAACUGCAAAAAUGGCAUUCACCUGAAAGUGGAGCGGAUCUGAACACUAGGAUUUGAGGUAGAAAAUAUCCUUAAAUUCCAUGACAAGUGUAAAAAUAAAUUUAUAUUCACAAAUUUAAAAUGUUAAUUUUAAAUGUAUUAUUAGUUUUGGAUUAUUUUUCUAUAUUCUGGGAUUACC
Drosophila kikkawai is the source of this 1708-nucleotide messenger RNA. Its product is annotated as probable cytochrome P450 6a14. The record is from RefSeq and is a predicted model, not a curated record. Gene Ontology annotation, molecular function: monooxygenase activity; iron ion binding; oxidoreductase activity, acting on paired donors, with incorporation or reduction of molecular oxygen. NCBI's taxonomy places the organism in Eukaryota, Metazoa, Arthropoda, Insecta, Diptera, Drosophilidae.